AUGUUAAAAUAUUUAUUUGGUCAACGUUCAUCUUAUUUAAAUGUUGAAACAAUAAAUAAAGUUCAAUCUUUAUGUCGUUCAAUUGAAAAUCAAAUUGAUGAAAAUAAACUUCAUGAAGAAUUUCUUGAAUUAUUUCAUCGUCUAUUAAAUUCUCCUAAAGAAAAAUCACCGCGAACUAUUCUUCAAGAACAAUUUCAUUUUUCUCUAAAUAAAGGUUUAUCUCAAACACAUUCCCAAGGUAUUUUUCUUGAUUAUGGUCGAAUAAAAACUGCUGGACAAUUAGUUGCGAUUUAUCCUGGAACAAUUUAUCAUCGUCAUUUUGAUCCACUUCUUUUAGCAUCAAUACGAAACGCGUUUUUACUUGCACGAAAAGAUAAUUUAAUAAUUGAUGGACGUGAUCAAGGUUUAUCUCGUUCAAUCUAUCGUUCAUGUCAUGCUCGAUAUCCUAUAUAUGAUAUAACAUGGCUUUCAAAAGAUAUCUAUCAACACAAAAAUCCAUUAACACUUGGACAUUAUAUAAAUCAUUUUCCAGCAGAUGGUUUACCAAAUGUAACUUAUUAUGAAUUUGAUUUUAAUUUCAAUGAAAAUCAACAAGAUCUAUAUCGUUUUGUACCAAAUGUUCGUUAUGCAGAUUUAGAUAAUGAAAAAGGAAUGCCAUCAGCAGUUUUGAUUUCUCUAAGACCAAUUGAACAAGGUGAAGAACUUUUUUCAUGUUAUUAUAAUGUUAUUCAACAAGAGAAACAAUCUUAA
This is a messenger RNA of Adineta steineri, 750 nucleotides long. The record is from the annotation of a GenBank genome assembly. Lineage: Eukaryota; Metazoa; Rotifera; Eurotatoria; Adinetida; Adinetidae.